Messenger RNA from Corylus avellana, 906 nucleotides. The record is from RefSeq and is a predicted model, not a curated record. NCBI's taxonomy places the organism in Eukaryota, Viridiplantae, Streptophyta, Magnoliopsida, Fagales, Betulaceae.
AUGACCAAACAAGGAGUCCUCUCCCUCUCAAUUCUACUUGUGUUUCUCUUCCAUUGCAUCACAACUUCAGCUCAGCCAGCCGCGGCUCCCGCCAAGCCCGCCGAUGCCCCGGCCCAACUGCCAGCCAAUCCCCCGGUCCAGCCCGCCAAGGCCCCAGCCCAGCCUGCCAAUGCCCCGGCCCAGUCUGCCCUGAUCCCAGUGCAGAAGGGUCCCACCGACGUUACCAAAAUCCUCAAAAAGGCCGGUGGAUACUCGGUCUUUAUCCGCCUCUUAAAGAGCACAGGCGUGGCCGGGCAACUAUUUGGGGAGCUCAACGACACAAAUAUCGGGUUUACCAUCUUUGCUCCUACUGAUUCCGCUUUCUCAGAUCUCAAAGGGGGUACUUUAAACUCUUUGUCUGACCUACAAAAAACCCAACUAAUACAGUUUCAUAUCUUGAACACCAUUGUUACACUCUCAAACUUCCAAACCUUGAGCAAUCCAGUGCCAACAGAAGCUGGAGAUGUCGGCGAAAACGGGUUUCCGCUGAACAUUACCACGGCUGGAAACCAAGUUAACAUCUCCACUGGCCUUGUGAACACCACAGUGGGCGGUACAGUGUAUUCGGAUGACCAGCUUGCUAUUUAUCAGGUGAGCAAAGUACUUCUUCCGGUGAACAUUUUUUCUCCCAAGCCGAAAGUAGCCGCGGCGCCGUCGUCGAAGCCUAAGACAGAUAAGGAUGCUGAUGCUGCUGAGAGUCCAUCUGGUGCUUCUAAAGUGGACGAGGCUGCUGCAGUGAGACUCUGCAGGCAUGAAAUGUUGGCAUCCAUUGGAGUUGCUGUGGUUGCAUUCUUUGUUAUGAAAGGAACUUAAUGGAUUAUAUUAAAUGUCUGGUGGGCUCCAAGUGUCUAGUGAUGCAAGAUUUAC